Aspergillus calidoustus is the source of this 2991-nucleotide messenger RNA. NCBI's taxonomy places the organism in Eukaryota, Fungi, Ascomycota, Eurotiomycetes, Eurotiales, Aspergillaceae. The record is from the annotation of a GenBank genome assembly.
AUGGCCCAUUUCCUGAGGGGAAAGCAAGCCGGCAUCCAGAAGGACUUUUCUGGGACUUUGGCGCCGGAACUGUUCGAUAUUGAUGAUCUCGCGAGGUGUGGCAUAAACUCGCAGAUCAGUGUCCUCGCAUAUGAUCCAGUCCAGUCGCUUCUUGCAGUAGGAACCAGCGAGUCCCAGUUCGGCCAUGGCCAAAUCUAUGUGUUUGGCCAGGGGCGUGUAUUGAUCACCUUCGCUUUGCCGCGUAAGGCGUCUGCAAAGUUCCUUCAGUUCUGCGCCGACAAGCUUGUCAGCGUUGAUUCGAAGAGCGAGAUAAGCAUCUUCUCUCUCGAGACAAAGCAAUUACUCAGCUCUCACGCCCCCCCGAGCCAUGCAAGCGCGUUGCUCACAGAUCCUAGCUUGGAUUAUGCAUUUAUUGGCCUGCAGAAUGGCGAAAUACUAGCAUAUGAUCUCGAUCGCGAAGCCUUGACGCCGUUCAGGAUACCCAACUUAUGGGCUGAGCGCAAUCCACGGUCACGAUUCUGCCCUGUCGUCAGCCUGGCUUUCUCGCCUCGCGAUAUAGGUAAAGUUCUGAUUGGGUACCCUGAUGGAGCGGUCGUGUUUUCAUUCAAACAGAAUCUGGCUCAGAAAUACUUCGAGUAUGAGGUACCACCUGCCGCUCUGGGAGGUAAUGGUGCUGUGCCGUCUCGUGAUCUGCGCAAACCAAGAUUGACCAGAGCACUAUGGCACCCAAAUGGAAUAUUCGUACUUACCAUUCACGAUGACAACAGUCUUGUCUUCUGGGACUCAAAGGAUGGCCGCAAAUUACUGGCCAGAUCCAUAUUCACUCCCAAUAUCGACCAACCGGGAGUCCUUCCGGUACCUGCUGCAUCUGACUCCCCAGCGGGGCCAAAGGAGCCCAUUGCGGAUAUUGCAUGGUGUGUAAAGGCGAAUGGGGACGACAGCGGUCUUCUAAUUGCUGGUGGCAAAGCAAAGGAUGAGCCAAACAGGAAUCUUAUUUUCAUGGACUUUGGGCCGACACCUAACUAUCAGACAUCGUCCUGGGCAGUGAUUUCAGCUUAUCUGGAGAAACCGAAGCGUCAUGCAGAGCUUCCAAUUCCGCCUGGUGCGGAGGUUGUCAGUUUCUGCGUCAUUCCUCGCAAUAGUCCCUAUUACGCAGGCGCCCAUGACCCUAUAGCGGUUAUUGUCCUUCUAACAUCGGGCGAACUGAUUACACUGAGUUUCCCAAGCGGACAUCCGAUUCCACCCACCAAUAUGCUUCCGGCCUCGCUUAUCAUGGUCCAUCCAUACGUGACCAAAACCACUCUAACACCGGUGGACCGGGGUGCUUGGCUGGGGCUUAAGGAGCGGAGAUCUCAAGGGCCAAAAUUCAUUCUAGGUGGCGCUGAAACAAAGAAAUCGCUCAAAAGAAUGGAAAAUCGGAAUAUUGUCACCGCGGCACAUGCGGACGGCACCGUCCGUCUUUGGGACGUUGGACAUAAUGAUGAGAUUGAGAACUCAGAGACCAUCCAGGUUGACCUGGCUCGCGCACUUGGCCGUGUCAACAACAUCGAAGUCACAGAAAUGUCCUUUGGAGGUUCGAGUGGCGAACUAUCGGUUGGGCUUAGAACCGGCGAGGUCGUGAUCUUUCGAUGGGGCAACAAUCAGAGAUUAGGGCACGAGGAACCUGCUGGGCCGAACAAUGGUCCAGGCGAGUUGACGAAUAUCACACACAGAACUGAUCCGGGUCUGAAGCAAGGUCUCCUACCACUAACCUUGCUGGACAUGCAACAAGGACCCGUGACUGCCUUGAAACACAGUCCAGUAGGAUUUGUUGCCGUGGGAUUUGAAGCCGGCAGUAUCGCAAUCAUUGAUUUGCGAGGGCCAGCUAUCAUUCACACAGCGAAUCUAUCCGAGGUAGCAAAACAGCACAAGCGGAGCAGUUUUCUUAAGUCUCGCAGUCACAGUGACGCCCCGUCGGAGGUGCCCACGACUAUUGAGUUUGGUAUAGUGACUUUAGAGGGCGAAGAUUAUUCUAGUAUUUGCUGCUUCGUGGGGACAAACAGAGGCAACUUGGCCACCUUCAAGAUACUACCAGGGAGUUCCGGAGCGUACACGGCUACCUUUGUUGGCGCAGUAGCAUUGGAUGAUAAAGUAAUCAGCAUUACGCCUAUAAAUGCGGACAAUGGCAACCUAGCGUUAGCCACAGGGGAAGCAUUUGGAGGGCUAAGGAAUGGUGCCAAGGUUCAUGGUGCAGUCGUUGCUGUAACCACCACCGGCUGCAGAAUCUUCAAGCCUGCCACAUCCAAGGGUGCGCAGCGCUCCUGGGAUGAUUACCUAUGCGACGCCGCCGCAGUUGUCAACGUCCAGGGCAGAGGCUGUAGUCUCGUUGGGCUUUUUGGGGAUGGUAACGCUCGGGCGUUCUCGAUUCCUGGCUUGAAAGAGAUCGGUUGCAGCAAAAUCAGCCAUAGAGCUGAUAUGAGUCGCCUUUCUUUGUCUGCUGUCUCUUCUGACGGAACCGUCAUGGUUUGGACUAGUCCGUCUGAGAUGGGGUUUUUCGAGGUCUGGGGUGCCGGUAUUGAGCUACAACCCUCAGAAGACCAGCUAUACAAUCCGCAAUUGAUCAUUCCCCCGCGACCUACUAUCACCAAUAUGCAAUGGAUCUCUGGCACCCAGUACAUCUCAACCGCCGAUAUGGAUGUCUUGAUUGGGGGACCUGACCGGCCGCCAUCAAAGCGCAUGCUAGAGCAAAUGCGCCUGGACGAGCAAGAACGUCGAAAAGCCGCCAGGGAAGGCCGAACACCGCCAGCGCGACAGGACAGCAACGAAGAGGGAUAUCUAGCAUACAUGUCGCGCCAAAUGCAAGAGCGCACCGAGAGACUUGGAUUCGCUAGUGAUAAUAUGGACAGAUUGGAAGAAACGAGCAGCGGCUGGGCCCGCGAUGUAAACAAAUACGUCCAGAAUCAGAAGAAGAAAGCUGUGCUAGGUGCUCUAGGAGCAAAGUUCGGUUUCUGA